UGGUGAUGGUCCAAAGCCAGGCCGAUGUUGAUACUUCUAUAGUUUACCAGAAAUUUGACUUCCAACCGGCUUGGAUGAAAACAAAAGAAUAUUGGGACGACACCUUUGAAAGGAGAUACAGCAAAAUAAAGCAAGAUCCAAACCGACCACACCUUAAGGUGAUCCUGGUGCCUCAUUCCCACAACGAUCCAGGAUGGUUAAAGACUUUCGAACACUAUUUUGAAUCAGAAACUAGAAAUAUUCUGAACCACUUGGUCAACAAGAUGAGGCAGCAUGACAAUUUAACGUUUAUCUGGUCGGAGAUCAGUUUUUUGCAAGCUUGGUGGGAUCAAGUGCAUCCCACGAAACAAAAGGCGUUUAAAAAGUUUGUCCAAGCUGGAAGAAUAGAAAUAACAACCGGCGGUUGGGUUAUGACUGACGAAGCCAACGUGCACUUGUUUGCAAUGUGGAACCAACUUGUAGAAGGUCACCAAUGGUUAAAACUCAACCUGAAUAUUACACCAACAACAGGCUGGUCAAUCGAUCCUUUUGGGCACGGCAGUACAUUUCCCUACAUUUUGAGCAAUUCUGGUUUCCAAGGUACCAUAAUUCAGAGAAUUCAUUACGCUUGGAAGCAAUGGUUUGCUUGGAAGAGAUUUGGAGAUUUUAUGUGGGUUCCUGGAUGGGAAGUUACUGUAAGGCAACCAAAAAGUGCAAUGUUAACUCACAAUAUGCCUUUUGAUAUUUAUUCGAUCAAACAUUCCUGUGGACCUCAUCCAUACACAUGCUUGAACUUUGAUUUUAGGAAAAUUGGAGGUGAAUACACUGAGUACUCCAUCAAAGCACAAUUUAUUGACAAAAAUAAUUUACGAGAAAAGGCAGAAUUGUUAUUGGAGCAAUACUCGAAGGCUGCUAGUCUGUUUCCUCAUAACGUGGCACUUGUACCAAUUGGAGAUGACUUCAGAUAUAAUCACGAAGUCGAAUUCGACCAGCAAUACACAAACUACAAACUUCUAGUCGACUUCAUAAAUGAAAACAGCAAACGAUAUGGAACUGAAAUAUCCUUCGGUACUCCUCGAAAUUAUUUUGAAGCAAUCGAAAAACGAACAUCAGAGGCUCAACAACGGUUUCCGACAGUUGCCGGAGAUUUCUUUGUGUAUUCAGAUAUAUUCACUGAAGGUCGACCUGCUUAUUGGUCAGGAUACUUUACUACCAGACCAUAUUUGAAGAUACUGGACAGAACUGUUGAACAUAACUUAAGGAAUGCUGAGAUUUUAUACACAAUAGCCACCAAUAGGGCACGUCAACAGAAAUACUCUUCGCAUUUGAGAAUCCUUGAAAAACACUACGACAGUCUGACUCGUGCCAGAAGGCAUUUGGCAUUAUUCCAGCACCAUGAUGCCAUUACUGGAACUUCCAAACAUGCUGUCAUGAGAGACUAUGGAUUGAAACUGUUUGAAGCUUUGCAAAUUGCCAAUAAGAUACAAGAAGACUCCAUCGAGAGUUUACUUGUUGAACACAAGGAAAAAGACAAAGACGAUUUGAAAGGUUUUAUUUUGAAGGAUAUCGAGAAGGAGAGUUAUGACAAAUUGGAUAGAAAGGUUCCUAUAUCGAUGUCGAGAGAAAAGAGACAAAUCGUGAUGUUCAACUCGCUUCCACAAGAACGUUCUGAAGUCGUCAUAAUACGCGUGAAUGAUACCAAAAUAGCAAUUCUUGACGACCAGAACAAUGAGGUGCGCAUACAAAUCAGUCCUGUCUGGAACACAUCUACGACUCUACCACAAUGGACAAUAUCCGAUAAAGAAUUUGAAAUAUCCUUCAUAGUCCGCCUACCACCUUUAAGUUUAUCUACAUACUCCAUAAUCACCACCAAGCAAGAAGAUCCCAAAAACUUUGCGACUAUCUACUGCGACAAAUGUUUUGGAAAAUCAGACAAACACAAUUUCCAUCAAGGAACUCCUGAUGAAAUGAUUCAAAGUUUUAACAAAUCUUUUACCAAACAAGACGAUGGUAGAAAGUCGAAGUUCCAAUUUAAACCAAUGCAACCGGGUGAUGUCCAAUUAGAAAACAGAGAUUUGAGACUUUUGUUCGAUGGUAGAAGUGGAUUUUUGAAGACUAUAACGCAUAAAAGUUUUUUGAAGAACAAGGACAAUGCUGAUGGGGCUUCAAAGAAAUAUACGACUAGGAAUGUUAUGUGCAAUGUAAAAUUCGGAGCUUAUGUCAGCGCCCAGUUCCACUCUGGUGCCUACUUGUUUAAACCUGAUCCGAACACUUUGGAACCGGAAAGGGAUAUUUUGAAAGGCCUCUCUCCUGGUCUAAUGAUAAUAAGUGGUCAAAUAUCAAGCGAACUAACAGCCUUGUACAACGGAUUCAUAUCACACACAACAAGAAUAUACAAUUUCAAAAACGAUUACCAUCCUUCCAAAAAUAGUGAAUUAAUGCGUGCUGUAUACUUAGAAACCUUGGUCGACUUUGGAGAACCUCCUAAAUACAGGGAAACUGAACUGUUCCUUAGAUUACAAACAAAUAUCGACAAUGGUGACACACCAGUGUUCUACACUGAUUCCAAUUCUUUCCAAUACCAUAAAAGGACUUUAGUACCAGCAAUUGGUCCUGAAGGCAACUAUUACCCGAUAACAAGUAUGGCUUUCAUUCAGGAUGCAAAAACCAGAGUGACUUUGAUAACUGAUCAUGCACAAGGUGCAGCAAGUUUGGAACCAGGUUAUUUGGAAGUAAUGUUGGAUCGAAGAACUUUGUACGAUGAUUCUCGAGGAAUGGGUGAAGGACUCAUUGACAACAAACCGACUGUAUUUAAAAACUGGUUGCUGGUGGAAAGUGUUCAUUCGAAGGAAAAUGAAGAAUAUCAACUACCAAGUUUGGCAGCUACACGAUUAGCAGAUGCCUUGAACUAUCCUCUAAACAUCUACUCUGUCGAAGAACCAAAUGCAAGCUGUAAAAGUCGAGUACCUUUAAUAUCACAUCCUUUACCUUGCGACAUGAGAUUGAUCAAUCUGAGAAUACUAAGCGAUGAAACAUAUCAUCAAUUUCCUGGUUCGAAUGCUCUGUUGAUGUUGCACAGACAGGGUUACAGUUGUCGAAUAGGUGGUACAAAUCCUUUAGACACUUGUCACAAUACAAGAAUGCAUCCUGAUACUACAUUGACUGAUGUUAAAAUAAAGAAAGUAACAGAAACCAGUCUGACUGGUGUUAAGGAUUUGGAAGCUGUUAAAAGCUUGGGAGAUAUUUUUGUUGAGAAAAUGGAUUUGGCAAUGUACAGGAUAGAUUUUGAAGAGUAGAAAAAAUAUUUAUAUAUAGCGU
Messenger RNA from Ctenocephalides felis (cat flea), 3297 nucleotides. Its product is annotated as alpha-mannosidase 2-like. The record is from RefSeq and is a predicted model, not a curated record. NCBI's taxonomy places the organism in Eukaryota, Metazoa, Arthropoda, Insecta, Siphonaptera, Pulicidae. Gene Ontology annotation, biological process: protein deglycosylation; N-glycan processing; mannose metabolic process. Gene Ontology annotation, molecular function: carbohydrate binding; alpha-mannosidase activity. The transcript has 18 exons. Bases 6 to 3275 code for a protein of 1089 amino acids. Gene Ontology annotation, cellular component: Golgi membrane.